AUGGUUUCACAUAAUAAAAAGACAGCGAGUCCAAAACUAGAUUGGCUUGCAUUAACGGUCACUUUUAUAAUACUUUACGUUUGCCGGAUAACAGCAGUAGAUGCUCAAACAAUAUUGGGUGGGUUAAAUAGCAAUACACGCAUGCCUCCAUGUUUUUCAUUAAAUGGAAGUGAAGCAUGUCGAGCAUUUGAAAACUAUUCCAUAUCAAGUUCAAUAUCGUCAACCUGGGAUUUUUUAUACACAAUUGAAGAUAUAAAGCAAUUCGAUGAAGAAUUAAAAAAAUACGUGAACAUUAAAUACCUGGAAGACAAUUUUUCUUCGGUGUGUCCGAAUCUUAAUUCCAGCAAAAUUCAUUUACAGUAUACGACAACACUAUUAUGUGCUGAAAUGGUUCGUGAGCCAAUAUCAUUGGCUUGCACAGGAUUGAGUAAUCAAAACACUCCAAUGACAAUCAAUGAUGAUAAACCGACGAAACCGCCAGUUUUAUGUCAAGUUACUUGCCAAAGUUAUAAUAUGUCAUUGCAAUUAUUUGUCAAGAAUAGAACAUUAUGUGGUGGUGAUGAGAAUAGAGAUUUAAAUAGCAUUACUUUGGGAGCUUGUGGAUCAACAAGUAAUGAUACCACAUGCAUUUCGGGAUUAGACAAUGAACCUUUGAAUUGUGGCUUUCAACAGGAUACUUAUUCCCUUUGUCAAUACUGCAAAAAAUCAUCAUCAACAAGUUCUGAUUUAUGCUGCAAAAAAGCUAAUCUUACUCAAUGUCCAACUCCAAGUCCCACGAGUGCAAUGAGAUCUCCAACUCUUAGCACCUCGCCAACUUCCACUCCUAAUCCUCCACUGAGUACAGGAGGAAUAGUGGGUAUAGUCUUGGGAUCGGUCGUGGCUGUGAUAAUGUUGGUCUUAUUUUGCCUAUGGAGAUGGAGGUCACGUAGAAAAGGUGGGAAUUUACUGUCCAAUAUGUUGAAUGGAAUUCAAGUGAAACAAAUUGGAAGUACAAUUUUAACAACGCCACCAUUAGUUUCGGAUCCCGCAAGAAAUACUCCAAGAAAUACAUUCUCUGAAAACGCGCCACAAGAUGGUCCACGUAGAAGUGGCGAUAUGAUUUAUACUGUAGUAUUAGAUAAUGAGUCACAACCACCACAGCCACAACAGUCUACUUUAACAAACAAUAAUGCUAUUAUCUCUACUAAUCCGACUACCUCUACUAAUCCUAUUACCUCUACUCCACCAGAUCCAACUGGUAUAGCCAUACCAGAAACAUCUCCCGAAUCGACUGAUAACAACGAAUCGGAUGAAGACAUCGUGCAGGUGGUUCAUCCAUAUACACCCGUUCUUCCAGAUGAAUUGGAAUUAGCGCCUAAUGAUGUGAUUAUAAUUAAAAGGUUAUUUGAUGAUGGGUGGGCAGUGGGAAUUAAUCGUGAUACUGGAAAGGAAGGAGCAUUUCCUCUUGUAUGUAUUGCAAGUCCCGAAAUCGUUAGCCAAAACUCGCAAGAUCCACGGAUUAGUAUCGGAGUAUCGGAAUUAUCACAACAUUCAACGAACAGUAGUGAAUUUUACUCGGAAUCAUCCGAACCAAAUACAACAACAUCAAGUCCAAAUGGAAAAAGACAAUAUAGCAUGUCGAGUAGUGGAUCAAAUGUUCCACGGCGGAAUUCUAGUAUGCGUCGUCAAGCGUCUGAAAUCGCGGCGGGGGAUGAUGAAAGAGUACUUGUACUAAAAUCAUCUCAUGAUAACUCGAACUUUAUUGAGGAUUUUGAUGGAGCACGUGACAGUGACGACAAAGUUUGA
Molecule: messenger RNA, 1785 nt
Organism: Ambispora gerdemannii
Lineage: Eukaryota; Fungi; Glomeromycota; Glomeromycetes; Archaeosporales; Ambisporaceae
Source: the annotation of a GenBank genome assembly